Molecule: messenger RNA, 6189 nt
Organism: Neoarius graeffei (lesser salmon catfish)
Lineage: Eukaryota; Metazoa; Chordata; Actinopteri; Siluriformes; Ariidae
Product: protein kinase C and casein kinase substrate in neurons protein 2
Exons: 10
Coding region: 265-1434 (389 amino acids)
Biological process (GO): cytoskeleton organization; plasma membrane tubulation; regulation of endocytosis
Cellular component (GO): cytoplasm; plasma membrane; endosome
Molecular function (GO): phospholipid binding; protein binding
Source: RefSeq, a predicted model, not a curated record
AUGAGCCACCUCAUCAAACACUGACAGUGUGUGGAGAGAGAGCAAGAGAGAGAGAGAGACAGACAGACAGAGAGAGAGACAGCAAGAGAGAGAGAAACAGCAAGAGAGAGAGACAGAGAGAGAGAGAGAGAGAGAGAGAGAGAGAGAGAGAGGGAGAGGAGGAGGAGAGCGAGGGAGCAGUGAAGAAGGACACAGCAGGAGAAUCAGAGGCUGAACUUUUGUGAAACUUUUUCACAAAGAAACCCAAAAGCUUGAGGACUCAGGAUGUCAUCAGUCUAUCAGGAGAACGGCCCAGAAGACGCCGCCCACCAGAGCUUCUGGAUGCCUGGAAACUACCAGCGGACGGUGAAGAGGACGGAGGACGCCUUCCAGGCCUGUAACGACAUUGUGACGUGUUUUCAGGAGCGGGCGCGAGUGGAAAGGCUUUACGCUCAGCAGCUCAAUGAGUGGAGCAACAAGUGGAAGCCCCUAGUGGACACCAGUCCUCUGUACGGCUCUCUGUUACGGGCGUGGCAGUGUUUCCUCUCCUCGGCCGAUCGUCUCUCCACCCUGCACUCGUCCAUCUGCCGCUCCCUGGUCUCUGAGGAUGGAGAGCGGAUGAGGACGUGGCAGAAGGAGACCUUCCACAAGAAAAUGUUUGGUGGCUUCAGGGAGUCACAGGACUUUGAGACGGGAUUCGCUCGAGCUCAGAAACCCUGGGCCAAGAGACUCAAGAAGCUGGAGAAGGCGAAGGCGGCGUUCCAUAAAGCGUGCCGUAAGGAGCAUACGGCUCGGGAGCGGGAGGCUCACGCUCAGGGAAACCCUGACAUCGCCAUCGAGAAACAGAGGAAGAUCCAGGACGAGCGACAGAACGCAGAGCAGGAGACUCAGAAAGUGAGAGCCCGGUACGAGAAGGUUCUGGAGGAAGUGACACGUUAUGCCCCACGCUACAUGGAGGAAAUGGAGUCCAUCUUUGACCAAUCGCAGGAGGAAGAGAGGAAGAGGAUCAGCUUCCUCAAGCAGGCCUUUCUGUCCAUCCACAGGCACCUCGACGUCACCAACAACGACAGUGUGAAGGCUGUGUAUAACGAGCUCCAUGAUGCUCUGAUGGCCAUUAAUGAGCAGGAAGACCUGCGCUGGUGGAAGAACACACACGGGCCGGGGAUGCCCACCGACUGGCCUCAGUUCCAGGAAUGGAAACCAGACAAGAAGCUUAAAAAAGGAAAGAAAGCUUUGGAGCAGAAAGCGGUGGUGAUGGAGAGAGGUGUGAUGAUUGGUGGAGUCCGAGUCCGAGCUCUUUAUGAUUAUGUUGGACAGGAGCCGGAUGAGCUGUCCUUUAAAACUGGUGAGGAGUUUGUGAAGAUUGAGGAUGAGGAUGAUCAGGGUUGGUGUAGAGGGAUGAUGGAUGGAGGAAAAGAGGGUCUUUAUCCAGCCAACUAUGUGGAAGUGGUGUAGGUCCAACAGCGCCACCUACCACUGCAAUGGAACACCCACACACCCACACACACACACACACACACACACACGGUCCAACACUGCUUUCAACACGCCCUUGUCAGUGACGUGGUUAUAUUCACUUCCUUCCUCAUUAUCACAUUUUUUUACACACACUUUUAAAAAUAUCAGUUUUCCAGCUAGCUAGCAAACAUGCUAAUUAGCGAGCCUGUUAAUGAGCUAACUGAUUGAAACUGAUAAUGUGGAUCCGUCGAAAACUGUGUCAGAUUGCAGUGCCUUCUGGGUAACUUUUGUCUUUGAAGUCUACAGUCAUGUGACACCAAGCAAACAUCUUGUGCAGAAUUUCAUAUGCACAUUGGGCUCCACUCUACUCCUGCAUUCAGCCUCGCCCACUUUGCCCAGCCUCAGCCUACACCAUCCAUCCAAGCCCAUAUUGUCCAGCCUCAUCUCACUCCACCUGUCCCAACCCAUACACCACUUGGCCCCACACUAUUCCUCCUGGUCCAGUCUCCUCCCCCAAGACUCCAUCCCUGCCCCCUCUGUCUAACCCCACCCUAUUUCACCCAAUCCUGCCCUGUUAAACCUACCCAUGCCCACUCUCCUCGACCUGGCCCUUGUCCCCAACCCACAGUAUUCUGACAGAGUUGCAUUGGCUGUAAGAUGAAGGUCAUUAAACAGGUCCAGACCAUCGCACACCUGAGCUGAGAAAGUAACACAACGACCCAUAAUGCUGGGAUCAGACUCCAUGAAUUCAGCCCAUUUUUAACAUAAUUUUGUCUUAGCUGACAAAAUUUCCAGGAUCGGGCCCAAAUAUGAACAUCAGGAACGGUGAACAGGCCUUGUAGUGUCACGUAACUGAAGAACUUUGAAGCAACAUGGCAUCUGGAACACCCCACGACACCCCGAUGAAGUCUUCACAUGUCAGAAUUUUUUUCUAUUAUACUUCCCACCUAGUUUCACAACUCCAACAACUCGCUUCUUGAUAGCCAUAAUUGACACUUUCUUGCCCCUCCUCUCUGAUGGCACGUAAGGAUGUGAAUGAUGAUUGGUCAGAGUCAAACUUGUAGUGUUUCCAGUCUCCCAACCAAAACACAGCAAGAAUUUAUAGCACUCUGAUUGUCUAAUCACUAAUCUGUCCUGGGUCUGACUUUAAACUGCAACCGGUGGUGAGUCUCAGGUCCAGGAGGACUUGAGUGUUGGGGAAAGUGGAGUUACCUCUUUAUCACCAUUGCUCCCAGGUCCGCUCUGACCCGGAGUGGUAGCACCUGCCUGGGUUCCAGUUAUGGGUUAAAUAGUACAUUAUCAAUAAGGCACUGGCAGCAGGGUGCUUUUCGGUGCAGUGUAGCAGAUGAACCCAACAGGGUCAAUGGCACAUCACCAGAUGGCAUGUGGAAGAGUCACUCAAAUGGCCAACGGAUGGCAUCACUCGGCAAGUCAGUUGUCACUGCGGGGCAACUUCUAUACCCAUCAGGUCUGUGGCAGUUUUUUGUACCACUUGGCAUCAGGUCUGGAUGUCCAGAGAAACAGCAUGAUGGGGGCACGACAUCGUUUGUCUUACCUUAUUGUACAAGGUGCUUCAUUAGGAGAGGAGAAUAGUAUACAAGAGUUCACAAGGCCAGAUAUUUCAUGGCGGCUCGGCCGGGUCGUUUGUGCCGCCGCUGUGGAUGGCUCUGUCGCUCUGGUGCGGGCCUCGUGGCCCGUCUGCAUUUCUGCCCAUCCUAAUGCAGUCAUCAUCGCUAGUGAUGGACAGCUGAGCUGAUGACGAAUCUGACCACCAUAACGAUGAUCAUCAUAAAAGAUAAAAAUUUUGUGUAGUCUUAUCCCGGUAUAACAUUAUGAUACGGUUUCAACCAAAGACAAAUAGAGAGGGCAAGUCGACAAGGGCGUCUUCAAAACAGUAUUGAAACGCAGCCACACUCUGCCUCUCGGGUCCUGACUGCGUUCGGAGCUUCCCAAGUUCCUGCCAGUCCAUCUUUUUUUUUUUUUAAAUUUGUAUUAUUCAUUAUUUUCUGUAUAAGCUAACAAGUUUCUGUUAAGAGAGAAGGUGUGCAGGAAGCAGCUGAAGUGGUUCUGUACGUGUUCAGAGUUCGGAAGCAGUGCUAGUUGGAAAACAGGAAUAAGAAUCGUGCUUUUAUGAAGCAGAAAAUUCUGCUUUAGUUCAAGUCGGAGGUGUUGAAAUGAGCACAGAGGUGAAAUGAAGGUACGCGAUACAGUCAACAUGCUAACGUAUAAAGGGUGAGGUUUAUGAAGGAACGAAUAUCACAGUGAAUAUCGUGACAUCGACCAGUCAGUUUCAUCAAGAAUCAUGACAUAAAGUUGACCGAACACCUGAGUCAAGUGACAGAGAUGGUCCUUGAGAUAAAGUUACAACACUUUCCUGAUUAAUUUACGUGAGAAGGUCAUGAUGACUGACUUUGUGCUUCAUUCUUUUUAUGGUAAUUGUCAUUCAGGGUUUAAUCAGGUGUCAUGUAGCUCUAUGAACAGUUUUAAUUUGUCAUGAUUUGUCCCUCGGAUACGUAAAAACAUUGUUAUAUAGGACACGUUGAGUUUGAUGAAUUCUGGCUGAAAUCAUGACGUUCGCCUUAAUACCUUUAAACGUCUUUGUCAUUACUGGGAUUGUUCUAAUCCCUUUAAUGUGUGAUGCUAUGCCACUAUACCAUACUUUCCUGAUAACAGUUCACUCAAGAUUUCACUUGACGUAUGAACGGUAAACUAGCGUAACAUCUGGACGAGCACACUACCGUAAACACGUGAACAAACAGAACCUUGACAAUUAAGAUUCUGUGACUUAUUAUAACAUACAUCACAUGCUAGAACUCAAACAGAUCCAUGUGAAAAUAUAUAUAUAUAUAUACAGUACAGUGCCUUGCAUAAGUAUCCCCCUCCCCCGACCUUUGCCAUAUUUUGUAGCAUUACCACCUGGAAUGAAUUGUGUUUAAUUUUAACCAUUUGAUUUACACAAUUUCUAACAUUUGUAGGAGCAAAAUAUUUUUAUUGGGACAAACAUUAAUUAAGCAAAAAAAAAGAAAACUUUUUGUUCACUCCCUAAAGUAUACGUGGAAGAUAUACAACUAUCUUGGCUGCAAUUCCAGCUGUAUGUCCAUCAGCUUUGCACAUCUGGAUCCUGAUAUUUUUGCCCAUUCUUGUUCUUCUUGGCAAAGUUUUUUGAGCUUUGGACGGAAUAUUUGGACAGAAACCGUCAUUGGUGAACAGCAAUUUCACUACAAAUUCUCAACUGGAUUAAGGUUUUGGCUUUGACUGGACGGUUCAUUCAGGUUCUUCCUUCCUGUCGCAAAGUGAAGCUCCGCCCCAGUCACAAGUCAUUUGUGGACUGAAACUCUUUUUUCCCCCCUUUUUUAAGAUCGUUCUCUAUUUGCCUCUGUUCUUCUCGCCCUCAACCCUGACAUUUGUUCCAGUACCUGUCGAUCAGAAACAUCCCCACAACAUGAUGCUACCACCACCAUGCUUCACUGCAGGGUGAUGAGAAGAGAAGUGAGGGUUUUCCACCAAAAUGUAACACCUUGUGAAAACAAACAAAAAAAAAAAAUCAAUUUUAGUCCGAUAACACCUGAAAACUCUGUUCCAGGUGUUCCAACAGCUCUCGACUCAAAUGUUUUCCAAAGUUUUCUACAUUUCCCUUCCAGGUUGUAACUGCAAUACGACAAAAUCUACUUUCCUGUAUAUACCUGUGUGUGUCUGUGUGAAAGAUUUAAUGUAGCUGCCGUUUGAGCAUUUCAGGAAGCGUUUCAUACCAAAGAACAUAGACGUCGCCAGACCCAUUUUAGGGUAGCUCCAGCCACCCUAUCUUAUGGCAAAGCCACCCUAUAUUUUUUGCCCUUUUUUAAAUUAUUUAUAUUUUUAUUUUUUUUUCCCAAAAAAAACAAAGGCAGUAAAGCACUGAACAUGAGCCAUCAACAACGCAAGUUAAUCCGAACAACAGUUUCUGCUUGCUUAUUUAUUGUUUAAUGCAAUAUUAUUAAUAUCGUUAUGAUUCCUCCUCAUUGGCUCUGUGGCAAGCGUCACGUCGAGUGGUAGGCUAGUAGGACUUAAAAAACUACGCGGGCAUUCUGCAGCAGGCGCGGUGCGGGCUUCGUUUGCGCAGGAAUGCAUGACACCUACCAUUGUUUUUUUCACAUUUUUGUAGUUUAGCUGGUGAAGUUGCUUCAGCAAGCAAUUAAAUGAUGAAAGCAAUUUUAAAAUAGAAUAGAAAUGGUGGGAAGUGUGUCCCCAAGGUGUGAUGCUCUUGAAAUAAUGAAUUGAUUGACAGCCUUAGUAGGUGCUCUGAAAAAUGUUCGGCGCGCGCACAAUACCUUUUCUCCUCUGGGUGCUAAGCUACCCCUGUCUCUCAAACCUAGUGACGUCCCUGCCAAAGAAUCACAAACCAAAAAAAUAAUUCUGUAUUAAAAAACUUUAUAAUCUCGCUUUUACACGUUUUCUUCUUCUGGCCAUAAGGAAGUGCACAGUGUGUGUAUGACAUCCUACUUCUUUCAUUUCACCUCCUUUGACUUCAUCAGUGUUAAAGACUGUAAAAUUUAUGUAAGAAUUAUUUUUGGUUGUUUUUUGGCUUUAUAUAUGCAAAGUGCUCUUUUGAAGGAUGAUGUGUCUGAGUGUGUACGUGUUGAUCAUGUUAUAUGCAGCUUAUUUACAGUAGCUAUUUGGUAUAGAACACACACACACACACACACACACACACACACACACAGGGAAAAUUGUUUUUAAUGUCAAAAUACAAAUAAAGAAAUGUAAACCGACAAA